CAGAGGAAACGACGCCGUUUAUUGUUUAUAAAAUAUCACAAAAGUCCCUUAAAAUUUCCCAUCAGUCAAAGAAGAUAAAGAAAUGUUAAACCUUGCAACCGCGAGGUUUUGAUUACAACGGUUCAGAGAAGACUAAAAGGUCUAAGAGCGUGAAUUGAUGAAUGGGAAGGUACAAUCUCUCAAAAAAUCUAAAAGCCUCUUCGCUAAACUUUUGCAACAAUGCAGCACACCCACAAAAUCUCUAAAAAAAAUCAAACAAUUUCAUGCCAUCACCGUCACUUCAGGCCUUCAACCCUCCCACCUACGCUCUCCCCUCGUGGCUGGCUACGCGCAAUGCGGCCAUACUUCUCAUGCACGCAAACUGUUCGACGAAAUGCCUGAAAGAAACUUGUUCUUGUAUAACACCUUGAUAAAGAUGUACACACGCAAUGGCUCAUCGAUUGAUGCUCUUAACCUCUUUGUUGAAAUGCUCAGGUUAGAAAUUUACCGCCCUGAUAAUUAUACGUACCCUUUUGUUAUUAAAGCGUGUAGCGACUUGGGACUGCAGAAAUUGGGCGUUAUAUUUCAUGGGAGGGCGUUGGUUGCUGGGAUUGAUAUGGAUAGUAUUGUGAAGAAUUGUUUGAUAGCAAUGUAUAUGAGUUUUGGAGAGGUAGAAGCAGCGAGGAAGGUGUUUGAUGCAAUGAGGGAUCGAAGCGUGGUGACUUGGAAUACUAUGAUAAGUGGGUAUUUUAGGAAUGGGUAUGCUAGGCAAGCUUUGAUGGUUUUUGAUUGGAUGGUGGAGAGUGGACAGGAGCCUGACUGUGCUAGUGUGGUUUCAGUGUUGCCUGCGUGUGGUUAUUUGAAGGAAGUAGAUAUGGGAAGAAGAGUUCAUGCACUGAUCGAAAAUGGAGGUUUGGGGAAGAAAAUCAUGGUUUGGAAUGCUUUGGUUGAUAUGUAUGUGAGGUGUGGUAAUUUGAAUGAAGCACAGGUGGUUUUUGAUGGGAUGACUGAGAGGGAUGUAGUUACGUGGACUUCGAUCAUUAAUGGGUAUAUUUUGAAUGGUGAAGUGAGGAAUGCAUUGAGGCUUUUUUGUAUGAUGCAGUUCGAAGGGGUGAAGCCUAAUGCUGUGACAAUAGCAUCAAUUCUUUCAGCUUGUUCCAGUUUGCAUUAUCUGAAGAAUGGAAGGUGUUUGCAUGGGUGGACGAUAAGACAAAAGCUUGAGCGUGAGGUUGUUGUGGAAACUGCAUUGAUUGAUAUGUAUGCAAAAUGCCAUCAUGUUGAACUAAGCUUUCGAGUGUUUGCAAGAACAUCAAAAAAGAAAACUGUACCAUGGAAUGCAAUUUUGUCGGGGUUCAUUCAUAAUGGGCUCGCAAGAGAAGCAGUAGAACUUUUCACACAAAUGCUGAUGGAAGCCGUACAACCUAAUGAUGCAACCUUAAACAGUAUUCUUCCGGCAUAUGCCAUCCUUGUAGAUAUGCAUCAAGCAAUGAAUAUACAUGGUUAUCUAAUAAGAUCUGGGUUUCUUUCAAGCAUAGAAAUUGCUACUGGGCUCAUUGAUAUAUAUUCAAAGUGUGGGAGCCUAGAAUCGGCCCACAAGAUAUUCAAUGGGAUUUCCAAAAAGGAUAAAGAUAUUAUACUAUGGAGUGUAAUAAUUGCUGGUUAUGGAAUGCAUGGACAUGGUGAGGCUGCUGUUUCACUGUUCAAAGAAAUGGUUCAAUCUGGGAUGAAACCAAAUGAAGUUACCUUUACUUCAGCUUUGCAUGCAUGUAGCCACUCUGGUCUGGUUGAUGAGGGUUUGGGUUUGUUUAAAUUUAUGCUUGAAAACCACCACCCAAGCCCCUGUGCUGAUCACUACACUUGCAUUGUUGAUCUUCUUGGUAGAGCAGGUCGACUGGAUGAAGCGUAUGAUCUGAUUAGAACAAUGCCUUUUAAGCCUACUUAUGCUGUUUGGGGUGCACUGCUUGGUGCUUGUGUAAUACAUGAGAAUGUUGAACUGGGAGAGGUGGCUGCAGAGUGGCUAUUUGAGCUUGAACCAGAGAACACAGGGAACUAUGUAUUAUUGUCAAAGAUUUAUGCUGCAGUGGGAAGGUGGAAAGAUGUAGAGAAUGUGAGAGAUAGGAUGAAUGAGAUAGGAUUAAGAAAAUCACCAGCUCACAGCUUGAUUGAGUAUCGGAAUAUGUAAGCUACAUGGUUGUCUAUGCUCCAGAUGUGCUAAGCAUCAGAGUGAGCUCAUGUAUCUACGAAAAGGAAAAGUUCUAUUGUUAUAAGUGAUAUAAUACCAAAUAGAAGAGUAUGAAACCACAGUAAACGCUAAUGCAACAUUUAGAAGACUCAUUUGUGGAGUUGAGGGAACAUCCUUUUUUCAAAAAAGUCCUUGUUUCUGGAAUGACCUGAAGAGACUAUUCAACAACAAUACCUAUGUAUCAUGCUGGAAAUCCCUUCAUAUCAUUGAAACUAAGAUUGUGUUAAUGCUGUUGUCUCAACUCCAUCAGAAUUGCUGAUGGACAAGGUUAUUGGUCUGUCAAAUCACUUUCGCAGCACAGGGAAUCAUUGCCCUCCAUCCCCAGAUGCUGGAAGUGCCUCAGGAUGACUAAUUCAGCGUCAACCUUCAUCAAAUGUAUUUGAUACAACUAGACAGGUUUCAUUGUAUUAUUUCAUUAAUUUAAGAGUUGUAAAGCUACUAAUUAAGUGCCUUACAUUGAAUACAAUACAUGUAGAAUUUUUCAUGCUUGUUGAAUCUGAAAAAAGGUUGUGUCUUGGGAAAUUUCUUCUAAUAGAGGUGUAGAUGUUCUAAAUAUAUACAAAUAGUAAGUUUUCCAAAUAUGAUGACAACUUAAAGAUAAUGAAACUGCAACAGGAUUGGCUGCUUGACUUGGCCAAAUUGACUGUUGAUUAGUUUAUGGUGUUUGAUUUUUUUUUCUUUGCUUCUAACAUCAUUUUCAAAAGUGGGAAAGCCUGCAAAAUUACCUAAAAUGCUCAUUUCUUUGCAGUUGAAUUUCAUUGUCAUUUUUUUUCAAGGUUAGAAUCAUUCCCAGUGUGCUGUGACUUGUGCCUAAUUAUUCUGCAGGAAUAUCAAGUGUCGGAAGAGAAACUAACAGAUGAAGACAAUGGACACCCACUCCAAUUUGAAUGAGCAAGGUCUAGUUCAGACUAGACUUGUUUCCAAAAUGAAGUUAAAUCCCUUAAAUCAAGCUUGACCUAUUCUUGCUCAGUUCAAGCAAUUUCGAUCUAAGUUGUGAGCCAAACUUGAGCAACUCGAAUUGAAUCCACCGUAAAUAUUUUUUUUUAUAGGUGAUGAUAUAUACUUGUUAUAUGAGUGAUUGGUCACAUGUAGAACCAUCAAUAAAAGCAUUGUAUAUACACUAUAGAGUAUACAAUUGGGUAGAUAGAUAAUGUGUUAUCAUGUUUUUUAAUAAUUUUAAAUUAAGAACGAAAUAAUAUCCUUUCGUAUUAUAACA
Molecule: messenger RNA, 3437 nt
Organism: Mangifera indica (mango)
Lineage: Eukaryota; Viridiplantae; Streptophyta; Magnoliopsida; Sapindales; Anacardiaceae
Product: pentatricopeptide repeat-containing protein At5g39350
Exons: 2
Coding region: 158-2161 (667 amino acids)
Biological process (GO): RNA modification
Cellular component (GO): intracellular membrane-bounded organelle
Molecular function (GO): RNA binding; protein binding
Source: RefSeq, a predicted model, not a curated record